Messenger RNA from Aspergillus chevalieri, 1935 nucleotides. RefSeq lists its product as uncharacterized. The coding region runs from base 1 to 1935 and encodes 644 amino acids. The record is from RefSeq and is a predicted model, not a curated record. The transcript has a single exon. NCBI's taxonomy places the organism in Eukaryota, Fungi, Ascomycota, Eurotiomycetes, Eurotiales, Aspergillaceae.
AUGUCUGUUCAAUACGCUUACUACCGUCCAACAACACCCCCGGACGCCCCAUUGAGCGCGGCGCAUAGUCGACAUGCCUCAGACUCCUCGGUUUACUCCACCGAUGCUUCGUCCCCAUGGUCUGCCACCACAUCUGCAACUAGCCCUGGCGGCUCUCCGCCCCGGAAGCUCCAUCACGGGCCAGCGCUUCUUCCCAAGAUCCGGCCUCAAGAUGUGGUGGUUGAGCCAGCUCCUAUGGCUGGAUCGCAGCGUCAACGUCGCAACACGCGAAAUCCGCCAGCUCCCUUACCGUACGUUCAUGGCAGCUCAGGAGCACAGCGGAGCGCUUAUCUCACAUCCCAGGCCGCUCCGGGGUACAGCACAAGCAAUGGCGUGGCUCUAUUGUCACCACUGAGCAUCACAUCCUCGAACAAGCGCAAGGCAUCUUCUUCGCCUGAGGGUCAUUCUCGGUAUGCUUCUGAGUCGAGAAGCCGUGAGGCGAUGCUGGAGCGAUACGGUUAUCCAACGUACCGACAGCUGCCCAGGUACAUUGUCCCGUCUAUGCCAGCAACCCCGAAUAUCAUCGUGCAUCCACCUUACUUGCAGCAGCGCUCGACAGCCGAAUACACUUACCAACAACAACCGGCUGUCGUGUCGAAGAUGCCACAGUACUGCCAUCAGCAUUCGUACACUCAGGAUGUUCAUCCCUAUCCCCUUGGCCCAGUCUGUCACCCUGAGGAAGUGGAUGAGUCAACAACAAUACUUGCGUACCUCACUGCGCCUACCCAAGCCAUCAAGCUAGUCCGAAACGUGAACGUCGUCCCAAUUCGGGGAAUGCACGACUAUUUUUGGUGGGACGUUCGCAACCUACGCAACUGGAACUCAUUCCAUCCCUCUACAUUUGACUCAAUCGAUUGCCUGACGAAGCUCCUAACGACAGAAAUCCCAUCAUACCUCACCCCAUCAACCAUGGUCCAUCCAUCGCGCCUCGCACCUGAAUGCGAAACUACGUUGAUCGGUCUAAUAAAUGACAUCUACGCACCAAGGGUGAACGCCGCACUGGCUGUAUCUCAAGGUCCCAACCACUUACGGCUCUACCCUGCACCCGGUGUACGCACUUCAGUGAACAGGAACUACGGCGGACCGCAUUUUCUCGCCAACUACUCAACCGAUACGUACCAGACGGCCUCGGGACUACCCCAGGGCCGACUAGUCGGGAUAGUUAGAAGCUUUGACCGGUGGAACACGGGGAUGCGCAAGGAAGCAGAACCAAGACGGGUCGAGUACCUCAACGGACUUGCACAUCUGCAGCGAUGUAUGCGCGAACACGGCUGCCGAUACGGAUUCAUAAUGACUGAAAUCGAACUAGUCUGCGUGCGCGCAGGCUGCGACAGCGGCGACAGUGAAGCAGUCCCAUAUUUCGGCUUCCUCGAAAUCUCCUCACCCAUUCCAACCAAAACCUCCGAUGACGAUAGCCGCUUCCACUCACCCGCCUUAUCCAGCGCCGGCACCGACGGCCUCUCAUCCUCGACUUCAUCCACCCGCAGCCGCAGCACCAGUCACUCGCCUAAUCCUGACCGCACAACACACCCGUACUACACGGAAAAUGCAAACCCACAAUCCCUCGACGGGCCCUUAACAACAACCCUAGCCCUGUACUUCCUCCUCAUGCUCUCAAAAGACACACCUUUGCCCUCGCAGCCGUCACCGCACAUCAACGUUGGUGGGCCAGGCGCGCUUACCCGGCAGAAGGUUCUGCCGGAGGGGAGGGAUAAGUGGAUUCCAAAAGUGCAUGCUGGAGAGACGAGAGAUGCGAAGAGGGUUAGGGGUUGGGUGUGGCCGGAGGAUCCGUGGCAUAGACGGGAGGGGGGUGGAGUGUCGUCGAGGGGGAGGGGGAGGGCGGUUAAUGAUAGUAAUGGGGAGGGGGAUGUGAGGCUUAAAAGGUGGCAUAAAUAG